CUCCCAUGUAAGAAGCAAGAGGAAGACUCACACACUCAAGUGUUCAGUUGUGCGGCCACUCACACACAGGUUCACAGGAUACUGAGGUUGGGUGAGCGACUAGGAGAGAGAAAGAGAGGACAAGAGACAGAGGACAGCCACUAGUUGCUCAUAGACACUCAAGCUUUCAAGGAGAGCACUGAUAGCCUACCAUAUGUGUGGCUCCUCCCAAGGCUUCACAGCCUCCUCCUCUCCGUGCACCACAGCCAUGUUAACCCCAGAAAGCUCACCGCAAAGCACAGGGGUCAUCGCAGCGAUGCCAGAGCCACAGGAUGUAGACAUGACAUCAUUGAGCGAGGCAAACUUUGAGGAGAAGUGCACUUAUAUCGUCAAGGACCAACAUCUGGAGGAAGAGUCCGAAAACAACAGCAAGACACGAGCUGAGAGAUCCUUACCCAGAAACCUGACGCUGAAACGCUGCCACAUCUCUGCAGAGGUGCUUGGGGUGACCAGUAAGGAACUGAUUCCUAAGGGAACACGUUUUGGCCCUCUGGUGGGGGAAAGCUACACCAAUGAAACGCUGUUGAAAGACGCUGACAGGAAGUACUUCUGGAGGGUUUUCUCUGAGGGGCGUUUACACCACAUCCUGGAUGGUUUGAUCGAGGAGCGGAGCAACUGGAUGCGCUAUGUCAACCCGGCCUGUACUGUGGAGGAGCAGAAUCUGGUUGCCUGCCAGAGUGGUUUGGACAUCUACUUCUACACCAUCAAACCACUUCAACCGGGCCAGGAGCUCCUGGUGUGGUACUGCCCUGAAUUCGCCCAGCGCUGUAACUACCCUCCACUGGGCCAACUUGCUACGGACAGUGUUGAUCAGAGUCAAGCUCAGAAAAAGACAACAGAAAAACGAGGACACAGCGUCUCUGAAAUCCUCAGAGACGAGCCAUCCAAAUCCCUGACUACCUCCCCCAGACGUCUGGAUAGUCCCUUGUCUCAUGUCAACCUCCCAGCAGUUUUUCCCCUGUGCCCCCGUGUUGUCUACCCAAUCCAUCCCAACUCAGAAUCCAUCCAUGGCCACAGACAUGCAACUCUACCACAUCUGCCAUCCGGUAGCCAUCCAGCUGCCAAAAGACCAGCUCUAAGUGGUCCUCUCCCUUCCAGUUUGCACUUCACCUUUCAGCACAGUCAAGGCCCUGUUAUAGCCAAACCUUACCAAGAGCCUUCUGUGCCUGAUCGAGUUUAUCCUGCACUGAGGCAUUCUCCCUAUCUACUGCCUCACUACUCGCUCGGCCUUAACAGCAUUCUACCUCAUUCUUACCCAUUGUACAGAGAUCAACUGAAACCUCACUUAACACUCUCAUCUAAUUUACUGCCUUAUGCACACUUCUUCCAACCUCUGGCCAACGGACACAAAGACUUGACACUUGCACUAUCCGACACCAAACAAGACCUCAUUCUUUCACCAAGCAGUGAGCACAGAGACAGGACAAACUACCUCAGAAUCCCCUCACAUAACCUCAGAGAUUUCACACACUCUCCUCCCAGCAAUGUCCAAGCAGACCUCACUAUACCCACCACGUCCAGUGCUUCAUCCAUGGUCACCUCACUCCGCAGAGCACUGCCCUCUCUUGCGCCUGGAGGAUGCUCACCACCAGUGGGCAUGGCCGCCUUUUCAGAUUGCCUCCCUUCCAAACCCACCUCUGCCACUCAGAGCAAUACUGAGGAUGCAAUGGACCUCAGGAAGAUCACACAAGGUGGGCAGGUUAUUGGCUACAAGACCCUGUCUUACCCCCUCACCAGGCAGAAUGGAAAGAUUCGGUAUGAGUGCAAUGUCUGUGGAAAGGUCUUUGGGCAGCUGUCCAACCUCAAGGUCCAUCUGCGAGUGCACAGCGGAGAGCGUCCCUUCAGGUGUCAGACCUGCAAUAAGAACUUCACUCAGCUGGCCCAUCUGCAGAAACACUACCUGGUUCACACAGGAGAGAAGCCUCAUGAAUGCAAAGUGUGCCAUAAGCGAUUCAGUAGCACUAGUAACUUGAAGACCCACCAGCGUCUACACUCAGGUGAGAGGCCCUACCAGUGCAAGCUCUGCCCAGCCCGCUUUACUCAAUUCGUCCAUCUCAAGCUCCACAAACGCCUCCACACUGGAGAACGGCCUCACAGGUGUCCUUGCUGCCCCUGUGCCUAUCUCCACUACUGCAGCCUCCAGGUGCACCUCCAAGGCUUCUGCCCUCUCUCCCCUGCGGCAUCUCACAGACACUCACCGGAGGAGCUACACCGAGUCAAUGCGGAGAUUGAGAGGUUUGAUAUGAGCGAGGCGGCAGAGCAGCUAGAGACCAUGGCUGCAGAGGCCGAGAUGGACAAGGGGAAUGUUAUUGACUUAAUAAAGAAGAUGGAGACUCAUUCCUCUGGCCCCCAUGAUGACGAAGAAGUGGAGACUGAGCUGAGCAUCUACACAUCAGCAAAGGAGUGUUCUGCCGUUCAGUUGCAUCAUGCCAGCCCUCUACCUCUGCAUUCAACCAGCAUCAAGCUGGAGUCAGGCUGCAUAUCAGAACCCUAAAACAGCCUUGCUAAUCCAGCCAUAUAAUCCUUACAGGUCAACUCAGCAGCUGUCUGUUACUGCCCUAUUUGAAGCAAAGCCUUAUCUCACUCAUGGAUUGCAUAGUCUAUACUCUACACAAGCUGUAGCAUGUGAAGAAUCAAGACUUUACCAGCAUGGCCUGGGACCAGUGGCUUGAUUGAUUUACAUCAUUGUUAAUUUAUUCUGUUGCUAACAAUCUAAAAUUGCAAUUUUGUUUUUGUAUAUCUGGAACAUCUUCAUGGAACAACAACUAAACAUGUGAUUUUGCAUAAACAAAGCUUGUGGUUAA
Molecule: messenger RNA, 2843 nt
Organism: Sander lucioperca (pikeperch)
Lineage: Eukaryota; Metazoa; Chordata; Actinopteri; Perciformes; Percidae
Gene: prdm1c
Product: PR domain containing 1c, with ZNF domain
Exons: 7
Coding region: 194-2533 (779 amino acids)
Biological process (GO): cell fate commitment; regulation of transcription by RNA polymerase II
Cellular component (GO): cytoplasm; nucleus
Molecular function (GO): DNA-binding transcription repressor activity, RNA polymerase II-specific; RNA polymerase II cis-regulatory region sequence-specific DNA binding; histone deacetylase binding
Source: RefSeq, a predicted model, not a curated record